AGGGCAGGUGCACUGUGGGUACAGUGUGGGUGCCUGGGGCACAGCGGAGGAUGCCCACGAGCACCCAUGAUGCUGGCGGUGCCGGCAGGUUGAUGCUGGAGCUGCGGAAGGAACGCUCGCGGGAUGCAGCACGAUGCCGGCGCAGCCGGGAGACGGAGGUCUUCUACCAGCUGGCGCACACCCUGCCCUUCGCCCACGGUGUCAGCGCCCACCUCGACAAGGCCUCCAUCAUGCGUCUCACCAUCAGCUACCUGCGCGUCCACCGCCUCCUUGCCGCUGGCGCCUGGGCGGCAGCGGCGGAGGAGGUGGAUGGGUGCUACCUGAAGGCGCUGAGCGGCUUCGUGAUGGUGCUGAGCGAGGCGGGGGACAUGAUCUUCCUCUCUGAGAACGUCAACCGGCUCCUGGGGCUCAGCCAGCUGGAGAUGAUCGGCCACAGCGUCUUUGACUUCGUGCACCCCUGUGACCACGAGGAGCUGCAGGACGUGCUCAGCCCCCGGCAGGCGGUGCCACGGCGGGCAGGGGGAGCCUCGGGGCGCAGCUUCUCCCUGCGGAUGAAGAGCACCCUGACGGGACGCGGCUGCCUCAACCUGAAGGCAGCCUCCUGGAAGGUGCUGCACUGUGCGGGGCACAUGCGGUCGUACGUAGGGGCCGGGGGGGGCGACCCCCCCCUGCGCUGCCUGGUGCUGAUCUGCGAGGCCAUCCCCCACCCGGGGGCCAUCGAGACCCCCCUGGGCUCCGGCACCGUCCUCAGCCGCCACUCCAUGGACAUGAAGUUCACCUACUGUGAUGACAGGAUCGGGGAGGUGGCGGGGUACACCCCCGAGGAGCUGCUCGGCUGCUCCCUCUACGAGUACGUCCAUGCUCUUGACUCUGACACCCUCAGCAGGAGUGUGCACACCCUGCUGAGCAAGGGACAGGCAGUGACGAGCCAGUACCGGUUCCUGGCCAAGCGCGGGGGGUUCUUGUGGGCGCAGACCCAGGCCACCGUCAUCGCCAACAGCCGCAGCGCCCAGCCCGAGGGCAUCGUCUGCCUCCACUUCGUCCUCAGCCAUGUGGAGCAGCGGGGGGUGGUGCUGUCACUGGAGCAGACCCAACGCCAGGGUGAGGGGCGCCGCCUGCCCCCCCCUGCCCCUGGCCCAACACCCCCGACACCGUCCUCAACCUCAGCCUUGGGGUGGGGGGCCCACGGGUGCUGGGGGGGGUCUCUGGGAGUCUUGUGGGGGUUCUGGGGGUCCCCCACCCCAUGUGACAGUGUGGGCAGGGUGUGGGCAGGGGUGGGGGGCCCGCGGGUGCUGGCUUUCGUGCGCCCAGCCCACGUCCCUGAGGCAGCACUGCAGCGGGACCCCCGGCGCUUCUGCUCCCCCGAACUCGCCCGCCUCCUCGCCCCCAUCUUCGACAACCCCCCAGUGCCCCCCUGCCGCUGCCCCUGCAGCCCCUCUCCGCCCCCUGGGGACAAGCUGCUGUUCGAGGUGCAGAAGCUUUUCACGGGGACCCCCGGGGCCUGGCACAGCCCUGCAGGCGUCCCCCCUGGACCUGGCCAUGCUGGCCCCCUACAUCCCCAUGGACGGCGACUUCCAGCUGGGCGGGCCGAGGGCGCCGCGGGGGCGGGGCCCGCGCCCACCCGGCCCCGCCUCCGCGGCCGCGGCCCCGCCUCCGCGGCCCCGCGCCCGCAGCUUUCCUGGGCGCGGCUCCGUCCCCUCCCGCCCUGGCCCCGCCCUCCUGCGCUGGGGCAGCGACCCCGCCCUCGGCCCCGCCCUGAAGCCUCGCCCUGCCAGGAAGAGGGCGCGGGAGCCGAGCGGGGAGGACGCGGGGGCCCCCCUGAAGCGCCCCGAGCUCGACCCCCACCUGCUGCCCCCCCUCGGCCUGGGGCUGCUGCUGAGUGGGGAGGACCCCCCCCGGGACUGAGCCCCCGCCCGGGGCAGAAGCAGCCCCUCGAGCUGCUGGCUGCUGGCCUGGCCCUGCCAGGGGCCUCCCUGCAUCCCCCGGGGGCCCCCCCAGGAGGAGACUGAGGGGUGCCCAGGGGGGGGCCCCCUCCAGGUCACACAUCUGGAGAGCAACUGAGGGGGGGGGGGGCCCGCAUGUGGAAGGGCCCCCCCCCCCCCAAACCAUCAGUGGGUCCAAACCACUGACUCCCCCCCGCCUUGAUGGGGACCCCGAAACAGCCCCUCUCCCAAAAAAAACCAAGGAGGAGGGGGGGCCCAAAACACCACCCCCUGAUACCCAAUGGGGGACACCAAAAAAAACAGCCCCCCCAACCCACCCCCCAAACAGGGGGGCCCCAACCCCAUGUCCCUGGUGGG
Molecule: messenger RNA, 2300 nt
Organism: Harpia harpyja (harpy eagle)
Lineage: Eukaryota; Metazoa; Chordata; Aves; Accipitriformes; Accipitridae
Gene: HIF3A
Product: hypoxia inducible factor 3 subunit alpha
Biological process (GO): regulation of transcription by RNA polymerase II; cellular response to hypoxia
Molecular function (GO): DNA-binding transcription factor activity, RNA polymerase II-specific; RNA polymerase II transcription regulatory region sequence-specific DNA binding; protein dimerization activity
Source: RefSeq, a predicted model, not a curated record